AUGAAAAGGUCAAUGGACUCACCUUUCGUCGAAGAAAUAAGGCAGUUCCGCCCACCAGCAAACUUUGUGCAGCCCCAGUUCAAGGAAUUAUUCGACGGAAAAAGCGGCGAUCCAGUGGAACAUGUCCAACAUUUUCAAGCUUCAAUUAGUCUGUGGGGAUAUAGCGAUGAGUUGUUGUGCAGAACUUUUCCUGUGACACUGAUGGGUAGCAGUCUUUUAUUUGGAUUGCGUCAAGAAACGAAUGAAAGUCUGGCAGCUUUCAACCAACAGUUUCGCAAAGAGGUUGGAGAAGUCGGCGAGGUUAAUGCUGGGCUCAUCAUUGAAGCGUACAAGAAUGCCUUGCCUUAUGAUGAGUUCGGCAUAUUCAAUUCCUUAACCGUGCAACCGGUAGGAAACCUCAAAGAACUAUAUGCAAGGGCAGAUAGCUACGCAAGGGCAGAAAAAGAAAAAAGAGCAAAACUAUCACGGACGAAAGGGGCAGCAGAAAUGCCAUCCAAAGUGAGACGCAACCCAGAGGAAGACUCCAAGAAAAAGAAUCGUGAAAGCUCGAAAGGCCGAAAUGAAGAAAUAAGCGAGUCUAAAAAAGGGCAAAGGAGAGAUGGAGUGAAGUUUCCAAGCCUUAACAUUGGGCUAGGAGAACUCCACAAGAAGAUCAGAGAUUCGCUCCCUAUCCCAAGACCGCUAUUCAAAGAUACUAAAGGCAAAAGAGAUAAAAGCAAAUUUUGUGCUUAUCAUAACGACAAUGGGCAUACCACAGACACUUGCCGAACGCUAGCGUUCGAGGUCCAGAAACUGGUCGACGAAGGAAAACUCCAACAGUACGUGAAGAAAGACCCAUCACGUAUCAAUGCACUUAAUUUGCAAGAAAUAUUCGUGAGCCAUGCGAAAAUCGAUUCUGCUUCAAGAAAAGCUCAUGAAAAUGCGACGCGCCUGAAGAUACGGCAAAUACAGGAUUGGAGAAAUUCGAACAAAGUGGAUUAUGUCAAUAUGAUAGGCACCGAAACUUUGGAAGAAGGGAAGACAGAGAUAUUAUUCACAAAUGUCGAUUUUGACGGAGUUUAUCGUCCACAUAAUGAUGCGAUUGUUAUUCUAGCCCUCAUCGGAAUGUAA
Messenger RNA from Papaver somniferum (opium poppy), 1110 nucleotides. RefSeq lists its product as uncharacterized. The coding region runs from base 1 to 1110 and encodes 369 amino acids. The transcript has 2 exons. NCBI's taxonomy places the organism in Eukaryota, Viridiplantae, Streptophyta, Magnoliopsida, Ranunculales, Papaveraceae. The record is from RefSeq and is a predicted model, not a curated record.